AUUGUGUACCAAAUUAAUUUUUCUAACCUAAAAUCGGAACACAAGCUGCAUUUCUGUAAUGUGAUACACGCUAAAUCAGUAUUGUUUCACAGACAUAAAAGGGAAUCCUUCGUUUUGGCUAUAAGUAAUUAUAUCCGCUGUGUGGACCUGGCUAUGUCUACAGUGGGCUCAUCAGGGGCUGCAUGUUUUUUUUAGGCUGUCAGUGAGAAAGGGGAAGUUUGAGUUGCGUUACAUUUCGGUUUCCUGUAAAGGGUUCGAUGAGGAAGCUGAGAGGACCUGAUCCGAAACUAAAACUCAGAAGCCCAGCCUGCUCGCAGGGGGCUGCUUGGGGCUAUUAACAGGGAAGGCUGGUCUGUCCUUGAAGUGAGAUUGGGGCUUGUGUGUUCAGAGCUUCGUUCAAGACUUCAGCACAGGCUGCUUGGAGAUUAAUAACUUGCUAACCUGGAGCUCGUGGUGUUGGUCUUGUAUUGCAAGUUGAUAAAGUCGUGGGUUUGCUGAAGCACGCUUAUCUCUCUGCUUGCACUCUGUCGAACUCAUCGGAAUUCCUUCCUGAAACUCGCUGCCGAUGGUUCCCCCUGGCUGAGGGAGAAUGGAGUGCAGUCAGGACUCGGUUCCGAUCGGGAAGAACAAGUACAUCGCCAAAAGUGGACUUUUGUCACAUUUGAAAACUUACAACCUGUACUAUGAGGGACAGAACCUGCAGCUGCGACACAGAGAGGAGGAGGAGGAGCUGAUAGUGGAGGGCUUAUUAAACAUCUUCUGGGGGCUGCGCCGGCCAAUCAGAUUGCAGAUGCAAGAUGACAACGAGCGAAUCAAACCGCCCCCUUCCUCCACAUCCUGGCACUCGGGCUGCACGCUGGACACACAGACGCCUGAGAGCACAAAGUGGGAAACGCCCACUAUCCAGAUCACAGAGCCGGAGAGCCAGUCAGAAGAGAACAGUUCUGUUGCCGAGGAGAACAAUGCAGGCUCGACAGAGUGCGAAGAGGAGGACUCCCCUCAGCUCCUCCGAACAAAGAGCGAUGCGGGCGUGUGGAGGAGGGGCAACCGGCGGACCCCCAGCGACCAGCGACGACUCAAACGCCACCGAUUCUCCAUCAACGGACACUUUUACAACCACAAGACGGCGGUCUUCACUCCUGCGUAUGGUUCUGUGACGAACGUGCGGAUCAACAGCACCAUGACAACGCCUCAAGUGCUGAAGCUGCUGCUGAACAAAUUCAAGAUUGAAAACUCUCCUGAUGAAUUCGAGCUGUACCUGGUGCACACGAGUGGAGAGCGUCAGAGGCUGAUCCUGACAGACUACCCCCUGCUUGUGCGAGUGCUGCAGGGCCCCUGUGAGCAGGUCAGCAAGAUCUUCCUGAUGGAGAAGGACCUGGGCGAGGAGGUCACCUACGACGUGGCUCAAUACAUCAAGUUUGAGAUGCCAGUGCUGCAGAGCUUCAUCACCAAGCUGAAAGAGGAGGAGGACCGCGAGGUUCAGAAACUCAAGACAAAGUACACAACCAUUCGCUCAAUGAUCCAACAGAAGAUACAGCACCUAGGCAAUGGGCCGACCUCCAUGUAACCCCCACCCCCCUACACACGAGAGAAGGGGCUUGUUUUUGUGCCAGCUAGCCAAGGGCAAAGAUCACAGUGGCACAGAGCCUGCUGGCACCGUGCCCUCCUUCAUCCUCCAUUUGAAUCAAUGCACUUUCUCUUUGUACCAGCAAGCAAGACUGAAUGUAUGUAUAUGUGUAGAAUUGACAGCUCUCCACCUGUCCUGCCUGCGUGUCUCUUUUUUUCUGUGGCGUGAGUCCUCUUUAUCUAACGCUGUACUGGACGCUUGGAGAUCGAACGCCUGCUUUCUGCUGGCGAGCCUCCACUGUGACCGGGGGCUGUCUGACGAGGGUCUCCAUUUAAACCAGGAUGAGCCCACACUGCUCCAGACAGAAACCAACAGGACUGAUUUCCAGCCCACUUUCAACUUGGUACACAGUGGAGAUGGAAACAAGGCAGAGGGACCCCAGUGUCGGAGCCCAAAUUCGGACGCCUGCCUGUUGUUCUACUGGAGCUGUAGCAGAGCCUGAAGAUGUCAUUUCUAACCUGCUGUGCAACUGAUGCCGUGUGGACAGUAGGACCUUGUUUCAGUUGGACCCUGAAAAUAAACUGCAGGGGGCUGGACAUAUAAUCAGAAGCAAUGUGUAGCUCACACUCAAGUCAAAAUGAGUGUCUCUUAAUGCUACUGUUUUGUGGUGCAUACGUGCUCUGUAAUAUAUAAAUUACUCAGAAAAAACUAACAACUGAACUAGUUACAUUGCAUCAGUGCUGGCUUUCCACGUUGGCCCAGCGCCCUGUUGACAGUGUUAUGGCAGGUCUUCAUCAUUUUAUGUCCAGGGCCUUGUAUAUUUGAAGCAGUUGUGAGCACAGGGAUAAAGCACAGAAUGGAGGGAUGUUGUAUUUGCUGUUUUCUGGGUGUUUAUUUUUGAUUUUCCCUGUUAAUUGGAGCAGUCCGAGCCAGUGCAAGUUAUGUUCAUUAUUGCCUGGCUAAUAUAAGAAUAAUAAUUCCGGCAUCUCAUUUUCCAACCAUUGCAUUUUUAGAUGAGCAAUAUCUUGUGUUGAAACUUGGUAGGGUGCUUUGUUUUGACUGAAUGUUCUGACUGCUGAUUGACUGAGCCUGGCUGUAUCUUGAGAGUCACUGUGUUUGGUCUUGCAGCACUCCUCAGAGCUUCUGUC
This is a messenger RNA of Polyodon spathula (Mississippi paddlefish), 2715 nucleotides long. RefSeq names its product ras association domain-containing protein 2-like. Gene Ontology annotation, biological process: positive regulation of JNK cascade; positive regulation of protein kinase activity; regulation of non-canonical NF-kappaB signal transduction. The transcript has 11 exons. Lineage: Eukaryota; Metazoa; Chordata; Actinopteri; Acipenseriformes; Polyodontidae. Gene Ontology annotation, cellular component: cytoplasm; nucleus. The record is from RefSeq and is a predicted model, not a curated record. Bases 590 to 1567 code for a protein of 325 amino acids.